This is a messenger RNA of Sarcophilus harrisii (Tasmanian devil), 4777 nucleotides long. RefSeq names its product solute carrier family 25 member 27 (gene SLC25A27). The transcript has a single exon. The record is from RefSeq and is a predicted model, not a curated record. NCBI's taxonomy places the organism in Eukaryota, Metazoa, Chordata, Mammalia, Dasyuromorphia, Dasyuridae. Gene Ontology annotation, biological process: response to cold. The coding region runs from base 363 to 1331 and encodes 322 amino acids.
UGAUCUUGAGUCUAUAGUUCUUUACAUUAUCCUCCCUUGGUUAAGGUAUUAUUCUAUUUUUAUCAUUUAAAAAAAAAAACACCCCAAAAUCAAAAAGAGUGAUUUUUUUCCCUCAGUUUUUACAGACUGGCCGUCGGGUCCAGGCAGGCCGAAGAGGCUGGAGAGAGAGGACAGUCAGGUGGCAAGCAGGCUCGCCUUGGGGGAAUCGUUGGGCGGACUCCUGAGGGAUCGUUAGGCUGAGCUCCACGGGAGAUGGUUCUGACUCGGCAGCUCGUCGUUUGAGCUAGGGCUGCCCCGGCUGGGAGGAAGCCGGCAGGGAAGGAAGGGGGCGGGGGCGUGGUUUAAACUUGUCCGGUUGCUGGAUGUCCGGCCAGGUGAAGGAAGAGAGAAGUUUGACGCUGGUUCAGAGAUGGCCCAAAACAAGCACAUUCUUACUGUCCUCCUCCGCGUCUAUUGUGGCAGAGUUAUCGACCUUUCCUCUUGAACUCACCAAAACUCGACUCCAGAUGCAAGGAGAAGCUGCCCUUAACCGUUACCGUUUUUUAAAACAUUGUACCCCCUACCGGGGCAUGAUAAAAACCACCAUCGGCAUCAUACGGGAGGAAGGCUUUCUGAAGCUUUGGCAAGGAGGAGUAUCGGCAGUUUAUAGGCAAGUAGUAUAUACUGGGUUCCGCAUGGUCAUCUACGAAUAUCUUCGUGACUCUGUUUUUGGGAAAUCGGCAAAUAACGAAUAUCCUCUUUGGCAAUCAGUCAUAGGUGGAAUGGUGUCGGGUGCGUUUGCUCAGUUUGUUUGUACCCCCGCUGAUCUAGUGAAGGUUCAAAUGCAGAUGGAAGGAAUAAGGAAACUCCAAGGAAAGCCUUUACGAUUUCAGGGUGUGCAUCAUGCGUUUCUCAAAAUCUUGAGAGAAGGAGGGUUGCGUGGCCUUUGGGUAGGCUGGGUGCCCAACGUCCAGAGAGCUGCCUUGGUGAACAUGGGAGAUUUAGCCACUUAUGAUUCAGUGAAGCGCUUGGUAUUAUUGAAUACAUCACUUGAAGACAAUAUUCUGACUCAUAGCCUGGCAAGUAUAUGUUCUGGAUUGGUAGCUUGUUUUCUGGGAACACCAGCUGAUGUCAUCAAAAGCAGAGUGAUGAAUCAACCGACAGAUAAAAAAGGAAGAGGACUGCUGUACAAAUCUUCAACUGACUGCUUGAUUCAGAGUGUAAAAGGGGAAGGAUUUAUGAGUUUAUAUAAAGGCUUUUUACCAGGUUGGCUGAGAAUGAUGCCUUGGUCAAUGGUAUUCUGGCUUACUUAUGAGAAAAUAAGACUUUUGAGUGGAGUGGAUCCAUUUUAAGACUUUAAAAACAGAUAUAUUCAAUCUUAUUAAAAUGUGGUCAUUCACAAAGUAUAUACCUCCUCCUGUUUCUUCCUCCUCUGGAAGACAAUAUCUCAUCAAGAAUAUGCUUUGUAGGGUGGCAGCCCUAAAUUUUCAUUCUCCAGAUCCAAGUGUCCUUGACCCCUUUUCUUGCUCCAGGAAAGGCUGAAUUGUGUAUCAGAACAUUCAGAUAUCUAAAGAUCUCCAACACAGCACUUUCUAAAGAGGAAUCUGAUCCUGGAUCCUUACCACCCCACAUGGACAUUCAUUUGGAUGCUAUCAGAUAACUUCAAGGAGUCCCAGUGAUGAAGCUGCUGCUGAGUCCUGAAAUGCAUAAUAGAACAUAAAAGCAAGCACCUGCCUCUCCUGAAAUGUAUAUAUAGCUAGAGAAGUCAGUCUUCUUAGCAAGUAAAGUUUGAAAAUGCACUCCCCCCAAAUGAGAUGAAUGAAAAAGAUGAUGAAUAAAUAGAAAUGUAGUUUCUUAAAUGUAGGUUGGAGUUCAUGAAUCUCUUUCUUCCAGAAGAAAGAGAAGGGUGAAAACUGAGUCUACUGUUGCUUCAACAGCAAACAGAACUGCCACAAUUCGUCAGAAUUCUAUGACAAAAGUUGACAAAUUGUAGUACCUGGAGAAGGAGCAAACCAUAAAAGCAGUCUUGGGGAAAACAGAUAAAGGGUCACUUUGGUAUAUAUCUUCUUUAAAAUUUUUUAACUAUUCCACAGCUCUGUGACAUAUUCAUCUAUAGAUAAUUAUUUAAUUUUUACAUGUUAACUAAAAUGUGUCUGUAUAAGUUCAUCUUUUUCUCUUUUGGUAUUAUUUAUAAAGUGAUGCUGCUAUUGGAAAUAUGUCAAAGUUGGCAUGCUUCAUUCUGUUGACUUAUGCUCAGAGACACCACAGAUUACUAAAAAGUCAGCUAUCCCUAGCUAGGGUCUCAUAAUAUAAAUUUGACAAGGUCUUUUACUUUUGUAAAAUAGUACACUGGUCUUUGUCGAUAGCUAACAACUCACAACAGCAUACUCUCUUUUUCAGUAGAUUUUUACUGACCUAUAUUCUUUCAUCCAUUGCCCCUGAAUAUCAUAACCAUGGAAUAAAACAAAACAUAAAAUAGGAUCAGUGUCUCAACCCUGGCCUUGUUAUGUUGGCUCUGCAAACAAUUGAGCUAACCAUCCAGAAUGAUAAGCUUGAAUGAAAUUUGAUCAUAUUUGGGAUCAAAAGAUCAGCUAAACACUGAAAUAUUUACCAAUAUUGUAACAAUAGCAUUUAUGCGUAAUCAGUGCCUUUUUACAGAAGUCCUACUUAUUGUCUCUGGUCUCCAAAUUUAUGCCUCUUGGGGUUUUCUAGUGGUAUACAGUCAAAAUUACUCUUUUCAUUAGUUUAGUUGGCCAUUUGUGAAAUGGACACUUUUCUUUCUUCAGACCUUAAAAGGGCCUAAAUUUACAUGUUUUUUGUCAUAAUUCUUGAGUGUCUGAACCUGAAUUGUUGGGGCCUGUGAUUUGGGACGUCAGGUCAAAACCAUAAAGAUUUGUCUAGUUUGUUUAAUCCCAGGCUUACUGAAUGAAGAGCAAAACAUUUAAUCAGCUUUAUUCUUUGGUCAUUAUCAAUAAUUAACUGUGAUGUUUAGUGUCUAUAUAACAUAUAAAUAAUUCAUUGUAAAUCAAAAUGACCACACUUAUUUUCUGGCCCAUCUUUAUUUAGACAUAACCAAGUUCAGGCUUCUUUAUCCCUCACAAUCUCAUCUUUUUUACUACCAUGUUAAGUAAUAGCAACUGUUCAGCAUAUCAUCCUUCAAUUUUUAUAUUUAAUCUAUUCUAAUUUCUUCUCCAACUUGGUAAAUUGUAAUUAAUCUUUCCUUAAAUACAGUUCUCUUUCUCUUUUUAACAUGAAUUCACUUCUGUUGCUCCAAUAGUCAAAUAAAUGAACUUUUAAAAAAAUCUUCUUGUUGAUAAAAAAAAAAAAUGUUUUUACCUUCUUCAGGUAUUUGAUAAGCUUGUAUUCUCUCUCUCUCUCCAUUUAAAUGUAAGCCCUUAAGGGUGGGAACUGGUCCUUUCAGGUUGGUUUUUUGUUUAAUAUCUCUACCUUAUCCUCAUUAUACUUUACAAAAUAACUCUAUAGCUGGAAAUGUCCAGCAGAUAUUGGUGCUUAGUUUGUCAAAAUUCAUUUAUUUGGUGUUCCCUGAUUCAAGAAUUUGUGAUAAUUCUUUCAGGGUGGGCUAAAAUACAGAGCAGCCAAAUGGGGUUGAACUUAUGGGAUAAUGGGGUUAGCUGACCAAAUACAAAAUAAGAUGUGAAGGGAAUGAUUAAACAACUGAAAAAAAAGCUUUUCAAAGACCUUCAGGAUUUAUCCAUCGCCCCCAGGAAUUCUUCUAGAACCACUUACCCAAUUGUUUUAUGAAUCUGAGAUCUAAAAAACAACAAAAAAAAACUUUUGAAAAAUGUGGCUUAAUAAAAAUUUUUUCAUAAAUUCUAAUUCUUGACAUUAUUUGCCCUAAAUCUGUAAAGUUCUAGGUAAAUACUAGAAAACUGAAUUUUCAGUCUUUUAUAUUCCCUUAAGAAACUUGGCUUAUUACAACUGAAAGACACUUAAUAGUGAAAUAAUAAUUAGAAAUUUGGUGGAUUUCUUGUUUAUAUUUUCCUUUCCUAGGAUUUAAAGUUAGUUCUUAUUCAUUUUGUGAUAUGGGGAAAGUGAUCAGCUGAUUAUAUUUUUUUCAGAUGCAGGUCGAAUAUUUCAACUGGUUAAUGUGCCUUUUGUGCAAAAUUAGAAUGCAAAAUGUUUUUCUCAUGUGUUUGUUUCAUUUUCUCUCUUUAAAUAUAAUGGUUUUAAUCACAUUUUUAUCCCAGUGUAUCAUUUUAACUGGGCAUCAGGGUUAACAGUUAAUAUAACCAUGCUGUAAGGUUUAUACUUUAUUUUUCUGCUUGUUUCAAAUAAAACUAAAUUAUAAUGCCAAAAAAGGAACAAUUUGUCUAGUGUUAGAACUUUUAUUGUCUUUUAAAAGUUUGAUAAAAUUCUUCCAUGGAUCCCUUAGGAUACUUAGUCCUCUUGAUGCUUUUUGUUAUAGCAAAGAACAUUGCCAUACUGCUGUGCCAUUUCAAGUAAGCUUCUGUCUUUUUGUUUUCUGUAGCCCUGAGAGGAGACAGAGUAUAUAAGGCCUCUGGAUCUGCUUGUGUAACCCUGAGCAAUUAUAGAAGAGAUGUUAAGUAAUCACAUUAAAGUUUGGUAUUAUCCUUCUCUGCUAUCAGGUUUUUUAAGUUGCUUGAAUUAUUGGCACCCUAGAAUUUAGCAUAAUUUGCAUUUUCAAUAAGACUGAAGGGUCAUGAGGAUUAUGGAAAAUGUGUCAUCCUCCAUUCUUGUUGGUCUCAUGACUUAGAAGUCAAUGUUUACACCUUAAAGAAAAAUACUUAAAAUUUUUAAUUUCUUUUUCUGUCCUCCC